Molecule: messenger RNA, 399 nt
Organism: Leishmania mexicana MHOM/GT/2001/U1103
Lineage: Eukaryota; Euglenozoa; Kinetoplastea; Trypanosomatida; Trypanosomatidae
Product: putative prefoldin subunit
Exons: 1
Coding region: 1-399 (132 amino acids)
Biological process (GO): chaperone-mediated protein complex assembly; protein folding
Cellular component (GO): cytoplasm; prefoldin complex
Molecular function (GO): protein-folding chaperone binding
Source: RefSeq, a predicted model, not a curated record
AUGCAACAGGUGCACCCGGAUAUCAAGAAGCUCAACGAUCUUCUGAGGCCGAUUCUGAAAGAGCUUCAGGAGAUGGGCGACAAGAAGGGCAAGCUCAUUGAAGCCCGCCGUCAGCUUGGCGGGCAAAAGAACGAGAAUGAACUAGUGCGUGAUGAGCUGAACAGGUUGGAGCCUGACGCUACAGUGUACAAGCUUAUCGGCCCUGCUCUAGUUCCACAGGACCAGAGCGAUGCCAAGACAAUCAUUGGCAACCGCCUGGACUACAUCAACGGCGAAAUCAAGCGCAGUGACACCAGCAUCGCUGAGCUUGAUCGAAAGGAGGCGGAGCUGCAGAAGAAAGCCCAAGAGCUGUACCGUAAGAUGCAGGAGCGUCAGGCGCAGCUUAUCCAGCAGCAAUAG